This is a messenger RNA of Prosopis cineraria, 1327 nucleotides long. Its product is annotated as xyloglucan endotransglucosylase protein 7-like. Gene Ontology annotation, molecular function: xyloglucan:xyloglucosyl transferase activity; hydrolase activity, hydrolyzing O-glycosyl compounds. Lineage: Eukaryota; Viridiplantae; Streptophyta; Magnoliopsida; Fabales; Fabaceae. Gene Ontology annotation, biological process: xyloglucan metabolic process; cell wall biogenesis. The transcript is spliced from 3 exons. The coding region runs from base 148 to 1026 and encodes 292 amino acids. Gene Ontology annotation, cellular component: cell wall; apoplast. The record is from RefSeq and is a predicted model, not a curated record.
ACUCGCAUGCACUCUGAUCACGACUCUUCUCUAUAAACUGAUAGUAUUCUCUUGCCUUUUUGUCCUUCUCUCUCUCUCUCCCCCCUUGAAUUUCUGGUUAAUUAUUUGGGACUAAAUAAAGAGAUCAGUUUAAAGGGUGGUUAUGAAAUGGGGAAUAAGAUGGUGAUGAUUAGUUUUGUUGUUGUGGGAAGCUUAUUAAUGGCAGCAAUGGCAGAUGUAGACUUGAGCAGAGAUUUAGAAAUAACAUGGGGUGAUGGUCGGGCCAGGAUGGUUGGGAACAAUAAUAAUGAUAAUGAUGGGCACAUUCUGAAGCUGUCUCUUGACAGAGAUUCUGGCUCUGGUUUUCGAUCCAGAAACCAGUACCUGUUCGGGAAGAUAGACGUUCAGAUCAAGCUUGUCCCUGGUAACUCUGCUGGUACUGUAACUGCCUACUAUCUAUCUUCGCUGGGUUUAACUCAUGACGAAAUAGACUUUGAAUUUCUGGGUAACCUCAGUGGGGAGCCUUAUAUUGUUCAUACAAACAUAUACUCACAAGGCAAAGGCGACAGAGAACAACAAUUCUAUUUGUGGUUCGACCCCACCAAGAAUUUCCACACUUACUCCAUUCUUUGGAAUCCACACAACAUCAUAUUGUACGUGGAUGGGACGCCAAUAAGAGUGUUCAAGAACAUGGAAUCAAGAAGGAUUCCAUACCCAAAGAGCCAGGCGAUGAGGGUAUACUCGAGCAUUUGGAACGCUGAUCAAUGGGCCACAAGGGGUGGUGCAGUGAAGACUGAUUGGACUCAAGCUCCGUUUGUUGCUUCGUACAGAAACUUCAAUGCUCUUCAUGCUUGUAUUUCCACUAAUUCUUCGUCUUCUUCUUCUUCUUGUUCUUCGCACCAGCAGCAACCAUGGAUGAAACAUUCACUCAACGCCUCUGGGGAAGCCAUGAUCAAUUGGGUUCAGAAAAACUUCAUGAUUUACAAUUACUGCACUGAUACCCAGAGAUUCCCACGUGGCUUCCCUCCUGAGUGUUCAUCGCCUUGAAUCAAUAUGCCCGAUCCGUCCUCGCUUUUGGCCCCCUGCAACAUAUCCGCAUAAGCUUAUUUUCUUCUGUCGUGGGUAAAUGAUGAUGAUCAUUUUUGCAUUUUUAUUCAAACUGCAAUUCGUCAAACUCCGAAAAUAGUAAAUUGGAUAGUUUGUUUAAUUUGCAGUUAAUUAUGCAGUCCAGUCUGUAGAAAUGCAUGCAAGUGGGAAAUAAUUGGAGGUCGUUAUGCUGUUCUUAUUCAAAAGGAUAGACAUUUCAAAAAGAUGAAUAAAAUAAAAUAAAAUAAAAAUUAUGUUCAAA